Messenger RNA from Odocoileus virginianus texanus, 2408 nucleotides. RefSeq names its product pre-mRNA splicing tri-snRNP complex factor PRPF4 (gene PRPF4). The record is from RefSeq and is a predicted model, not a curated record. NCBI's taxonomy places the organism in Eukaryota, Metazoa, Chordata, Mammalia, Artiodactyla, Cervidae. Gene Ontology annotation, molecular function: protein binding; U6 snRNA binding; U4 snRNA binding. Gene Ontology annotation, biological process: mRNA splicing, via spliceosome. Gene Ontology annotation, cellular component: U4/U6 x U5 tri-snRNP complex.
ACUUCCGGUCGGUGACGUAGUUCCGCCUUGCUGGGCGCGCGGUGGACAGUCUGAAACGUAGAGCUCGGCUUUCGCUGGGGUUUCGCGGCCACGGGAGCCCAGCAUGGCUUCCUCACGACCCUCCUCCACGCAGGCAACCAAAACUAAGGCACCAGAUGACUUAGUGGCUCCUGUUGUGAAGAAACCACACAUCUAUUAUGGAAGUUUGGAAGAGAAGGAGAGGGAGCGUCUGGCCAAAGGAGAAUCUGGGCUUUUGGGAAAAGAAGGACUCAAAGCAGGAAUUGAAGCAGGAAACAUUAACAUAACCUCUGGAGAAGUGUUUGAAAUUGAAGAGCACAUCAGUGAGAGACAGGCAGAAGUGUUAGCAGAGUUUGAGAGAAGGAAGCGAGCUCGGCAAAUCAACGUUUCCACAGACGACUCAGAGGUCAAAGCUUGCCUUAGAGCUUUGGGGGAACCCAUCACACUUUUUGGAGAAGGUCCUGCUGAAAGACGAGAAAGGUUAAGAAAUAUCCUCUCAGUGGUCGGUACUGAUGCCUUAAAAAAGACCAAAAAAGAUGAUGAGAAAUCAAAGAAGUCCAAAGAAGAGUAUCAGCAGACCUGGUACCAUGAAGGACCAAACAGCCUGAAGGUUGCUAGAUUGUGGAUUGCUAAUUACUCACUGCCCAGGGCAAUGAAACGCUUGGAAGAGGCCCGUCUCCAUAAAGAGAUUCCUGAGACAACUAGAACCUCCCAGAUGCAAGAGCUGCACAAAUCUCUCCGAUCUUUGAAUAAUUUCUGCAGUCAGAUUGGGGAUGAUCGGCCUAUCUCCUACUGUCACUUUAGCCCCGAUUCCAAAAUGCUGGCCACGGCUUGUUGACCAACCCUGGCUGAGAUGCUUUCCUUUGUGUUUGAUAGGAGUGGGCUUUGCAAGCUCUGGUCAGUUCCUGAUUGCAACCUCCUUCACACUCUUCGAGGCCAUAACACAAACGUGGGAGCGAUCGUAUUCCACCCCAAAUCCACGGUCUCCUUGGACCAAAAAGACGUCAAUCUGGCCUCUUGUGCUGCUGACGGUUCUGUGAAGCUGUGGAGCCUUGACAGUGAUGAACCGGUGGCAGAUAUUGAAGGCCACACAGUGCGUGUGGCCCGUGUAACGUGGCAUCCAUCAGGACGCUUCUUAGGUACCACCUGCUAUGACCGAUCAUGGCGCUUGUGGGAUUUGGAAGCUCAAGAGGAGAUCCUGCAUCAGGAGGGCCACAGCAUGGGUGUGUAUGACAUUGCCUUCCAUCAAGAUGGCUCUUUGGCUGGCACUGGGGGACUGGAUGCAUUUGGUCGAGUUUGGGACCUGCGCACAGGACGUUGUAUCAUGUUCCUAGAAGGUCACCUGAAGGAAAUAUAUGGAAUAAAUUUCUCCCCCAAUGGCUACCACAUUGCAACUGGCAGUGGUGAUAACACCUGCAAAGUAUGGGACCUUCGACAGCGACGUUGUGUCUAUACCAUCCCUGCCCAUCAGAACUUAGUGACGGGUGUCAAGUUUGAGCCUAUCCAUGGGAAUUUCUUGCUCACUGGUGCCUAUGAUAACACAGCCAAGAUCUGGACUCACCCAGGCUGGUCCCCUCUGAAGACUCUGGCCGGCCACGAAGGCAAAGUGAUGGGCCUAGACAUUUCUUCCGAUGGGCAGCUCAUAGCCACUUGCUCCUAUGACAGGACCUUCAAACUCUGGAUGGCUGAAUAGGCAGGACCAUGGAAGAAGGACUCAAGCCUCACUCUCCCUUUAGAGCCGUUUUCAAAAGAAAGGAAUUGAUGUGUUUUGUUCUAUCAUGUGUUUUGCCAAUUACCAUGUAUAUAAAUCCUCAAAAGAAUUGAAUUUCUGUCUCAGCUCCCACUUCAGGCAGGCAGCCCAGUCCCUGGGUGUUGGUCAACCCCUUCCAUGGUUGAAAAAUUGUAGUUUUCAUCUUCAAGCCCCUCCAUGAGCUUUGUAGAUUUUGUUUUUAUUAAUCUUUCGUUUGAAUGCCCUCUUGCUUCCCUCAGAGCACUCAGGACUUUGCCUUCUUGAAACCUGGCUUUCCACUACGUGGUACAUGUUUCAGGACUCCGUGGGACCCAAGAGAGCAGGACGGCUGUGCUGUGUGCAGGAGGCCCUCGGGCAGAGAGGCGCAGCUCACGGCGCCGGCUGAACAGCUCCUGCCAGAGCGAGAGCCCUCGGAGCGGGCGGCGAAGGCGUGGAGCGCAGCUGUGUCCCGCGCUCCGCAGCAGAGGUUCUACCUCAUCCUGUUGAGUUCACUUGGAACGCUAACUGCAUCGGGAAGUUCAGAACUGAGCAUCUGCCUCUCGAGAAGAUGUCUUCCAUUUUGCUUUGAAGUUUGGCAUCCUUUGUGUUACCCAAAGCUAGGCCAUUGUGUCAAGAUUCAAUGAAAUUUUUAGAAAGCAAA